AUGGCAUUUUUGAGGUCAAUUGUGACUGCAAAAACAACCGCCAUUGCUGCUGUUAUUCCAGCUUCUGCUUUUGCUAUUUCUUCCAUUUCCUCUUCCUCCUCGUCUUCUUCUUCUUCUUCUUCUUCUUCUUCGCACUUCGAACGCUUAUCGAAAAAUCUAAAAUUUGCUUCGAAUCCGAAUCUCCGAUUAAGCUUCGCGAAGAAUAUAGAAAAAUCAAGUCCUCCUUCAGCUCUUCAUAUGGACGCGCCUUCUUCCAAUCACCAAACUUCCGUCGAGAAUGGUGCCGUCUUGCCUGAGUUACUGACAGAAUUUAUGGUGGACAUGUCGUGUCAAGGCUGUGUUAAGGCAGUCAAGAGCAAACUGCAAACUGUUGAAGGUGUUAAGAAUGUGGAUGUGGACCUCGAUAAUCAAGUAGUGAGAGUUCUUGGAUCUUCACCUGUGAAGAUUUUGACAGAAGCCUUGGAGCAAACAGGUCGAAAAGCCCGACUGAUUGGACAAGGAGUUCCGGAUGAUUUCCUUAUAUCUGCUGCUGUUGCGGAAUUCAAAGGGCCAGACAUUUUUGGUGUUGUUCGCUUGGCUCAAGUCAAUAUGGAAUUAACUAGGAUUGAAGCAAACUUCAGUGGACUGUCACCUGGAAAGCAUGCUUGGUCAAUUAAUGAAUUUGGUGAUUUGACGAAGGGGGCAGCUAGUACUGGGAAAUUGUAUAGCCCACCACUUGGUGACCUGGGAACACUGGAAGUUGACGAGAAAGGUGAGUCAUUCUAUUCUGGUGCUAAAGAGAAGCUGAGAGUUGCUGACCUGAUUGGGAGAGCCAUAGCAGUAUAUGCAACUGAAGAUAAAUCGGAUCCAGGACUUAAAGCAGCAGUGAUAGCUAGAAGUGCAGGAGUUGGUGAGAACUACAAGAAACUCUGCACUUGUGAUGGUACAACUAUUUGGGAAGCAACCAACAAACUUUGAACACUUACACUAUCUUAGACCUAUAUGUUCUUUGUAUACUACAUCUCCAUCAAGCUUAAUUUGGGAUGGCAGGGUCGUUUUCCAACUGCAAUAGGAAAAUACUUUCUUCAGUGAUGUUCGACGUUCAACAUUUUCAAGCUGCAACCAGUAAGAUUUUGCUCUAAAGGAUUGGAAGUAAGAUAAUUCCCAUGGGUUUUUCGAGACAAAUGAAAAAAUUCAAUUUGGCGUGUUUGACUCCAAAUUUAGAAGCAAUCAGUUUCUUUUACUUUAUUUAAUAUGAAAAUAAGUCGCAGCAAGAGAUGUUUUGAAGAA
Molecule: messenger RNA, 1269 nt
Organism: Nicotiana tabacum (common tobacco)
Lineage: Eukaryota; Viridiplantae; Streptophyta; Magnoliopsida; Solanales; Solanaceae
Product: copper chaperone for superoxide dismutase, chloroplastic/cytosolic
Biological process (GO): superoxide metabolic process
Molecular function (GO): copper ion binding
Source: RefSeq, a predicted model, not a curated record